Olea europaea var. sylvestris is the source of this 2036-nucleotide messenger RNA. RefSeq names its product cyclic dof factor 1-like. The transcript has 2 exons. Gene Ontology annotation, molecular function: DNA binding; DNA-binding transcription factor activity. The record is from RefSeq and is a predicted model, not a curated record. The coding region runs from base 90 to 1574 and encodes 494 amino acids. Lineage: Eukaryota; Viridiplantae; Streptophyta; Magnoliopsida; Lamiales; Oleaceae. Gene Ontology annotation, biological process: regulation of DNA-templated transcription.
CAGGAUCAAAAUCACUGCUUAGCACUGCCAACAAAGCCUUUGUUGUUGCCAUUUCGAAGUGUUUUUUUUUUUCUUUUUUUUGGGAAGAAAUGGUUGAAGUAAAGCAACCGGAGAUAAAACUAUUUGGGAUGAAGAUUGUGCUGCGGAACGGGAAAAAGGUUGCCGUGGUCGCCGGCGGCGAGUCUUCCGACCAGAUUGAUGAUGAAAAUUGUGGUGGGUCCGAUAAUAGGUUCUGUUUAAAUGAUAAUGAAGUGAGCAGAGUCGACCAAGAAGAAGAUGCAGAAAAAGCAGAUGCUGAUGAAGAAAAACAGCAGAUUGAAGAGGACGGAUUAGCACGACAGUGUUGUGAAUCAAAACCACAAGAAAAGGACCAGCCUCCAGCUUCAGGGGAAUCCCUAAACUCUAAUCCUUCAUUGGAAUUUGAUGAUCCAAAAACUCCCCACAUUGAUGAAGAUGUUGCAUCAGUACAUCCUCCUAAAAGUGAGAAUGAUCAAAGUGAUGAAACUAAUUCACAGCACAAAAAACUGAAAAAGCCUGACAAAAUCCUUCCAUGUCCUCGCUGUAAAAGCAUGGAUACAAAGUUCUGUUACUACAACAAUUACAACAUCAAUCAGCCUCGCCAUUUCUGCAGGAGUUGUCAAAGAUAUUGGACAGCUGGUGGUAAUAUGAGGAAUGUGCCAGUGGGUGCUGGUAGACGCAAGAACAAGAAUUCUGCCUCUUAUUGUCAUCAUAUUACAAUCCCUGAAGCCCUUCAAGCAUCUAGAAUUGACAGUCCAAAUGGAUUCAAUCACUCAACAUUUAGACCUAAUGGCACUGUUCUGUCCUUCACUCCCGACUCUCAAGUUUGUGAAUCGAUGGCUUCUGUUCUGAAUCUUUCAGAGAUAGAAGUACCAAAAGGUAUUCGAAAUGGUUAUUAUAUAACUGAUCAAGAGACCCCGAUUCCUUGCAAAAUUGUCGAGAAUGGUGAUGAUUAUUAUAGUGGAUUGGCCGUCACAACAUCAAAGUCAACGAUAGAGGGAGGCAAGAAUGGAUCCCUCGAGCCCAUUGUGCAAAAUAUUAAUGGGUUUCCGUAUCCAGUUCCGUGUCUUCCAGAGGUUCCUUGGCCUGUACCCUGGGGUUCUGCAGUUCCAGUGCCACCAAUCUACCCUGCAGGAUUUCCCAUGCCAUUCUACCCUACACCUUAUUGGAACGUUACAUGGUUAUCGUUACAGUCGCCUACACCAAGUCAAAAGGCAUUGGGCUCCAGUCCCGACUCACCAUUGGGCAAGCAUUCAAGGGAUGGGGAAUUGCUCGUGCCAAACAAGCCGGAGAGUAAAGAAUGUAUAGUAGAGAAGAAUUCAGAAAGUUCUAUUGUAAUCCCAAAAACUUUACGGAUUGAUAAUCCUGAUGAAGCUGCAAAGAGUCCAAUAUGGGCAACGCUUGGGAUCAAGUAUGAUUCUGUAACAAGAGAAGGCCUUUUUAAGGCCUUGCAGCCAAAAUUUGACAAAAAGAAACCUGUGGCUACUGCUUCCCCUGUAAUGCAUGCGAACCCUGCAGCAUUAUCUAGGUCCAUUGGCUUCCAGGAGAGUGCCUGAAGUGAUAUUUUAACCACUUAUCGGCUUCUCCAACGAGUAAUUUCUUACUUGUUACCAAGCCUUACAUCUACUUCCUCUGAAUGCUAGCAACAGAAAUGAAGCUUAAAGUUAGUUUCUCCUGAAAGGCCUUGGGCAUGAGGGGCAUCCUUGAAUAAACCAUUGUGAAAACUAGUUGUUAUUUGUCUUUUAAGUAUAAGGAGGUACUUCGUUCCAUUGACGACUGUGUUAUAAAUGUACAUAUAUUUGUAGAGAAACACUGAUAGAAGGGGAGAUCAAGAGCGAGACAUUGAAUUACAUGCAAUCAGUGUAACUCAAGUGCUGAAAAUUUGUUUGAGAAGCUGUCUUUUUCUUUUUCUUUUUUCCCCUUCUGCAUCAAAAUUGAGAACUUCGAUGUGUAAUAUUCUAUAUGUAAGUCGUUCCUUUCAGUUGAACACAAAAUUUAAAUGAAGGCGAUCUUUUGCA